Messenger RNA from Phoenix dactylifera (date palm), 1727 nucleotides. RefSeq names its product putative serine/threonine-protein kinase PBL17. Lineage: Eukaryota; Viridiplantae; Streptophyta; Magnoliopsida; Arecales; Arecaceae. Gene Ontology annotation, molecular function: ATP binding; protein kinase activity. The record is from RefSeq and is a predicted model, not a curated record. Gene Ontology annotation, biological process: protein phosphorylation.
GCUUCUGGCCCAGCGAUUUGGGCGGCGAUUCCUUCCCCACAACAAACGGGGAAGGAAAAAGAAAGACAAUUCUAGCAAUCGAUCUUUUCUUCUAUUAAUAUCUUUCUCCCCUAAAUUUCCGAAGGAUUUGAGAUCAGUUUUCUCUUUCGACAAUCGUCGGCGAGCUCUCUUUGUUUUCCGGCGAUUCCGGCGGUCCCGGUCCGAAUCGCCAACGCGGGGCGGGGCGAGGACAGAGCCUGGAUCUGGUCGGAGGCCGCGAUAUCGGGAAUGGACGGGCGGGAUUGAGGCUGCUUCCCCUCCUUGCCAUGGGCGGAUGCUUGUCCCUCGAGGAGCCCCAGCUCCUCCGCAAUAAGAAAACAGUUAAAAUAAGCAAAGCUGCAUCUGAUGUCCAUGGUGUGGUAAGUGUUCUGGCCCCUCCAAAGGAUGUUGAUGACUUGCGGCUGAUAGGUGGAUAUGGAAAUGUCAACAUAUUCACAUAUCGCGAGUUGAGAGCAGCCACCAAGAAUUUUCGACCAGAUCAAAUUCUCGGAGAGGGUGGGUUUGGAAUUGUGUAUAAAGGUGUUAUUGAUGAAAACAUCAGGACAGGUUUCAAAUCCACUCAUGUUGCUGUUAAAGAGCUCAAUCUAGAAGGCUUCCAGGGAGACAGGGAAUGGCUGGCAGAAGUCAACUAUCUCGGGCAGCUUAGUCACCCAAAUCUUGUCAAACUUAUUGGUUAUUGCUGUGAAAAUGAACACAGACUGCUGGUUUAUGAGUUCAUGGCCUGUGGCAGCCUUGAAAGGCACCUUUUCCGACGGAUUUCCAUCACAAUGUCAUGGUCUACUCGUAUGAAGAUUGCCCUGGGCGCUGCAAAAGGGCUGGCUUUUCUUCAUGGACUUGAAAGACCUGUUAUUUAUCGUGACUUCAAGACAUCAAAUAUCUUACUAGAUGCGGAUUAUAAUGCCAAACUUUCAGAUUUUGGCCUUGCAAAGGAGGGACCUUUGGGAGACCAAACGCAUGUCUCCACUCGGGUCAUGGGUACUUAUGGGUAUGCUGCUCCUGAGUAUGUAAUGACUGGCCAUUUAACUGCCCGGAGUGAUGUUUACGGUUUUGGAGUUGUGCUUCUCGAGAUGCUCAUAGGAAGAAAGGCCAUGGACAAGAGCAGGCCUAGCCGAGAGCAUAACCUAGUAGAGUGGGCUCGCCCACUGUUGAUCCAUAACAGAAAAUUGCUGAGGAUCAUAGAUCCAAGAAUGGAAGGGCAGUACUCUACCAAAGUGGCGAUGGAGAUUGCCGGCUUAGCAUAUCGGUGCCUCAGCCAGAACCCCAGAGGGAGACCCAUCAUGAGCCAGGUAGUCGAGACCCUAGAGGGCAUUCAAGACCAACCUGAGAGCAGGGAAGACAUGCUUCUCCAGAGCUGCAGUAGUGCUGUGACCCUCUAUGAGGUUCCUAAAGAAACUGCGGAUCGCUGACAAGAAACACUCCCAGGAAUGCAGGUGAAAACGAACAGAAGGUACGUAGCAGAAGAACUCAGCCUAAUGAUGGCAGGAGCCCAAAUGGAAUAUAUGCUAUAUACUCCCUUGCCAUAUUAUGAUGGCCCACCACCAAAAUCUUCUCAUCAUAAUGGGGGUGCAAAACCAUCUUUUGAUGAGGUUCAUAUGUAAAUUGUGUGAUGAUUGUUCGACUUUUCCUGUACACUUAUUUAGAUGUUGAUGCGUGAACAUUUCAAUUUAUUGUCAUCCUUUACAACCACA